AUGAAAAAUCUGGAUAUGUGUGUAAAGUUAUGCGAUAAACAUAAAGAAAAAGAAACUGCACAUCAAUCAACUAAAAGACAAAUUACUUUCUUUAUUGAAAAGAUCAAUAAAUCAAAUUUGAAAUUUUUACCACCUCAACUUACCUUUGAUACAACUGAAGAUUUGGCUGAAACCAAAGAUACAACUGAAGAUUCAGCUGAAACCAAAGAUACAACUGAAGAUUCAGCUGAAACCAAAGAUACAACUAAGGAUUCAGCUAAAACCAAAGAUACAACUGAAGAUUUAGCUGAAAGCUGGCCCUAUGAUCUUAUUGUGCAACAUUUACUUGAAACCAAAGACUCAACUGAAGACCCAACCAAAGACUUAACCGAAUACUCAACCAAAGACUUAACCGAAGACUCAACCAAAUAA
Cetraspora pellucida is the source of this 411-nucleotide messenger RNA. The record is from the annotation of a GenBank genome assembly. NCBI's taxonomy places the organism in Eukaryota, Fungi, Glomeromycota, Glomeromycetes, Diversisporales, Gigasporaceae.